Messenger RNA from Cucumis sativus (cucumber), 1177 nucleotides. RefSeq names its product 3-oxoacyl-[acyl-carrier-protein] reductase FabG. The record is from RefSeq and is a predicted model, not a curated record. The coding region runs from base 80 to 940 and encodes 286 amino acids. The transcript is spliced from 3 exons. NCBI's taxonomy places the organism in Eukaryota, Viridiplantae, Streptophyta, Magnoliopsida, Cucurbitales, Cucurbitaceae. Gene Ontology annotation, molecular function: oxidoreductase activity.
CUGAAAUCGGCAAACUCUUCCGCGGAAUCAAUCCUUCAUUUCUUCUUCUUCUUCCUCUCUGUUUCCAUCACCAAAAGUUAUGGGGGAACGCCAAUCUUCACCUACUCAUCUCGAGCCUUGGAACUCCCUUCACGGCAAGGUGGUCAUGGUCACCGGAGCCUCCUCCGGCCUUGGCCGUGAGUUCUGUCUCGAUCUUGCUAAAGCCGGUUGUAAAGUCAUCGCCGCCGCUCGCCGAAUCGAUAGGCUCCAAUCUCUUUGCGACGAAAUCAAUCGCCUUAAUCUCUCUUCUUCUUCCUCCCUCCCUACUCCUACAGCCAUAGCUGUAGAGCUCGAUAUUAGCGCCGAUGGAAAAAGCAUUGAGAAAUCAGUCAAAAAUGCUUGGGAAUCCUUCGGCUUCAUCGAUGCCUUAGUGAAUAAUGCAGGUUUUAGAGGUAAUGUGAAGACUUGUCUAGAAUUGUCUGAAGAGGAAUGGGAUCAAGUUAUGGGAACAAAUCUUAAAGGUUCUUGGUUGGUAUCAAAGUAUGUGUGUAGUCAUAUGCGUGACUCCAAAAGAGGUGGUUCUGUUAUCAGCAUUUCUUCCAUUUCUGGUAUUGAAAGAGGCCAACUACCUGGUGGUCUUGCCUAUGCUGCUUCAAAGGCAGGCAUAAACAUUUUGACAAAGGUUAUGGCUCUUGAAUUAGGGCCAUACAAUAUCAGAGCAAAUUCCAUAGCCCCUGGGCUUUUUAAAUCUGAGAUUACAGAGGGUCUGAUGCAAAAAGAUUGGCUAAAUACUGUAGCCUACAAAACUAGCCCUUUAAGGACAUUUGGUACUUCAGAUCCAGCAUUAACAACACUCAUUCGAUAUCUGAUUGACGAUUCUUCUCGAUAUGUCUCGGGCAACAUUUACAUAGUUGAUACUGGAGCUACAUUACCUGGUUUCCCAAUUUUCUCAUCUCUUUGAAUAUGUAUGCUGCAGUUGAUGAUUUGCUUAGAAUUUGCAGAUCAUCGACUUCAUGAAAAUUUGAAAGGUAAUUUCUUUGAACUUAUAUUUUUUCUUACACCAAUUUUGCACCCUCAGGAUUCUCAAUUACUUUACAGCUACUUUGAACAAUGUUCACUUCAUUAAAAAUAAAUCAAAGUUGUUUGUUAGGUGAAUGAAUUAGGUAUCUUAAAAGUUGGUGACAUUAUUUAAUUGAAA